UUGACUCCAAGAAACCAAGAAGAAUCUCAACCAGAAUUCUGGAUUAAAGAUGCUCAGUCUGCAAUUGAAGCCCGUUUACGUUACGUAAAGGCUACCGGUUCAGCUCGAAACAUAGUGAUGUUCCUUGGAGACGGGAUGUCUAUACCAACUUUGGCCGCGGCGCGGACUCUGUUGGGACAACGGAACAACAAGACCGGAGAAGAAGCUCAUCUGUCUUUUGAGAUGUUUCCUACGGUUGGACUUGCUAAGACCUAUUGUGUUGAUUCACAAAUCCCAGACUCUGCCUGCACGGCUACUGCAUAUCUCUGCGGUGUGAAAGCCAAUCGUGGGACUAUCGGCGUCACAGCAGCCGUACCACGUCGGGACUGCCUCGCAUCACUUGACAAGGCCUCACAUUUAAAAUCCAUCGCGACUUGGGCCCUUGAAGAUGGACGAGAUGCAGGAAUAGUAACAACAACUCGUGUGACGCACGCCUCUCCGUCUGGCGCAUACGCUCAUAUUGCUAACAGAGAUUGGGAGAGUGAUGCAGAUGUUAUAGAUGACGAGUACGAUCCUCAAACCUGUCCCGACAUCGCUCAUCAACUAGUCAACUCCUAUCCUGGCAAUCAGUUUAAGGUUAUACUUGGCGGAGGCAGACGAGAAUUUCUCCCUAAUAAUUUUGUUGACGAAGAAGGUAAAGUCGGUAGGAGACGUGACGAUCGUAAUUUAAUCGAGGAAUGGCAGAUGGAUAAGAUAGCUCGCAACUCAAGCUACCAAUACGUAUGGAAUCGAGAUCAGUUAAAGAGUAUCAGUAACGAUCUGCCAGAUUAUAUUUUGGGUCUUUUUGAAAGCAGUCAUUUACAGUAUCAUAUGGAAGCAAACGAAAGAACAGAACCAUCGCUCGCUGAACUUACGGAGGUUGCCAUUCGUGCUCUCAGUAAGAACAAAAAGGGAUUCUUUUUAUUCGUCGAAGGUGGUCGUAUUGACCACGCCCAUCAUGAAAACUUCGUAGAAUUGGCACUCGAUGAAACAAUAGAGUUGAGCAAAGCUGUACAACGAGCGAACGAGUUAUUAUCAGAAGAAGAUUCCUUAAUAGUAGUUACCUCCGAUCACGCGCACGUGAUGGCGUUCAACGGGUACACUCAUCGUGGCGGAGAUAUCCUGGGCCCAUCGGACUCUAUCGGUGACGAUAACAUACCGUACAUGACACUAUCUUACACGAACGGACCCGGCCACCGACCUCAUGACUCUGUACAUAGAGUUGAUGUUACUGGAGACGAAGACUACCGUCAGUUACAAUGGAGAAGUCACGCUGAAGUGCCCUUGGACUCAGAAACACACGGCGGAGAUGACGUGGCGGUGUUCGCUCGAGGUCCUCAGAGUGAGAUGUUCUCCGGACUGUUCGAACAGAAUCAGUUGCCACACCUCAUGGCCUACGCCGGCUGUUUCGGGCCCGGCCGUCACGCCUGCUCCUUGGCCGAUGACUGA
Messenger RNA from Danaus chrysippus (African queen), 1467 nucleotides. The record is from the annotation of a GenBank genome assembly. NCBI's taxonomy places the organism in Eukaryota, Metazoa, Arthropoda, Insecta, Lepidoptera, Nymphalidae.